CAUAGUCACCUGUUGGCCCCUGUCUUUUUCUGUAUAAUCGCUUAAACCGUGCAGAAAUGAGCACUAGUUUUACAUGGAAUGAGUCCUUAAUGCAAACAGUCGAUACACAUGUACACAGGAACACUGACACAGCUAUUAAAACGUCCCGCGCCGGAAUUAAACAUUCUUCAUCGGAAGAAUUCACGGAGGAGAAGACGAAUACAGUAACAAUGAAUAAUUCUUGUGAAUCUCUUUCUGAAGAGCUACGAGAAGUGGACAACAUGAUACAGCUUACUCAUUUAUCACCAUUCACCAUUUUGGAUAACUUGAAGUUAAGAUAUCAACGUUCUAAAAUAUAUACAUACAUAGGAAACAUUGUUGUUACCAUCAAUCCAUACAAGGACUUGUUAAUAGAUGGGCCAGAAGUCAUGCUUCAGUACUUCAACCGGCCGGUAUCGACCGUUUCUCCGCAUCUUUAUGGUUUAGCUGAAAAGGUAUAUCGUGCAACUAUUCACGGUACAACCAAUCAAGUGAUAGUUAUCAGUGGCGAGUCUGGAUCGGGGAAAACCGAGGCUUUCAAACGAAUCACUCGUUAUCUGGCAGCGGCAAGUGAUCCAGGGAGCAGUGCUUGCAAUUCUGUGGCAAAGCGGAUUUUGGAUAGUACACCGUUGCUGGAAAGCUUUGGAAAUGCCACGACUGUACGUAACGACAAUUCCUCUAGAUUCGGAAAAUAUGUCGAGAUACAGUUCAUGAACUCCAUCAUCGUUGGUGCAAAAAUAACCAAUUUUUUACUGGAGAAAAGCCGAAUCGUUCAAAAGGGCGAAAAGGAACACAAUUACCACGUGUUUUACGAGCUUCUCACUUCCCUAGAUGACGCAAGCAAGCAACGCCAUCAUUUGAAACACAUCGAUGAAUACGACUAUUUGGUACAGGGUGCAAAACGGACAAGCACUUCACACUCCGAUCCAGAUGGAUUGGCUGUUCUGUUGGAGUCUUGGCGCACUCUCGCACUGCCGAAAGAGGAAAUUGACCUGUGCUUGCGAGUAAUAUCGGCUAUUCUCCACUUGGGUAACUUGAAGUUUAAAGAACUGUGUGACGGAGAAAAAUGUAUCAUCACAAAUCCUGCGGUAACAGAAAUCGUGGCCUUGGAAAUGGGUGUCGAAGCAAAACAUUUGGAUCGUGUGAUUACCAUGAAGUUAACGAAGACAACUCGUGAGAGCCUAUGGAGCCCUGUUCGUGAAAGGCAAGCGAGAGUGAAUCGGGAUUCUAUAGCAAAGCAGAUAUACGCGCAGUUUUUUGACCGUCUGGUAGCUUUGCUGAAUGAUCGUCUUGCAUUACCAGAAACUGGAGUGUUAGGAACUAAAACCCGCACGAUCGCUCUGCUGGACAUUUACGGGUUUGAGAACCUACCUAACAAUUCACUGGAACAAUUUUGUAUCAACUACGCUAAUGAAAAUCUGCAACGGCUGUUCAAUUUCUGCAUUUUUGAGCUGGAGCAAGAGGAGUACACGAGGGAGGGAAUCGAGUGGCAGUACAUCAACUUUGCAGACAACCGUGUCAUCAUCCAACUGAUUGCAGAGAAACCAUGCGGGAUCCUCCAUCUAUGCAACGAGGAAGCUAGUCUAGCCGCAGUGAGGGAAAUGGGUUACCAUCUGGUGUCUAUAGCUGAUGGAAAUCCAGAAAGCCUGGACCACCACUUGCGGAUUCUAAAAUAAUUGUAUUAUCGAUCUCCCCUCAAAUUACUGCGGACAAAGCCAUCUCGAG
This is a messenger RNA of Dicrocoelium dendriticum, 1743 nucleotides long. NCBI's taxonomy places the organism in Eukaryota, Metazoa, Platyhelminthes, Trematoda, Plagiorchiida, Dicrocoeliidae. The record is from the annotation of a GenBank genome assembly.